AUGGCACCAGGAGCGGAAUCCUCCAAAUCACAAAAGGGCAACCCUAGUAUCGAAGACAACAGUCGAACGACGAACAAAGAGAAAUCAGUGCAUAAUGUUUACAAGGAAGAGCCUCAGUCUUCCUCUACACCUGGCUCGGGUUCAGGCUCCCGCCAACAAACUCCUAAUUCCCCUGUGGCUUCCACAUCAAAGAACUUCGAUUACUUGCAGGCCGAUCCUGGAGCUUUUAAGUGCGCCUUGUGUCGACAGUGGCAUACAAGGAGAUGCCCGUGGUUGAUAAAUUAUUAG
Aspergillus welwitschiae is the source of this 288-nucleotide messenger RNA. RefSeq lists its product as uncharacterized. The record is from RefSeq and is a predicted model, not a curated record. NCBI's taxonomy places the organism in Eukaryota, Fungi, Ascomycota, Eurotiomycetes, Eurotiales, Aspergillaceae. The transcript is spliced from 4 exons. The coding region runs from base 1 to 288 and encodes 95 amino acids.